Colletotrichum godetiae is the source of this 1263-nucleotide messenger RNA. RefSeq names its product NOT2/NOT3/NOT5 family protein. Gene Ontology annotation, cellular component: CCR4-NOT core complex; P-body. Lineage: Eukaryota; Fungi; Ascomycota; Sordariomycetes; Glomerellales; Glomerellaceae. Gene Ontology annotation, biological process: regulation of DNA-templated transcription; nuclear-transcribed mRNA poly(A) tail shortening. The transcript is spliced from 6 exons. The record is from RefSeq and is a predicted model, not a curated record. The coding region runs from base 1 to 1263 and encodes 420 amino acids.
AUGAGUAGACCCUCGUCUUCUUCGCCUGGCGAGAAGCCCAAGAAGGGCUAUGCGGAUGUCCUCAAGACCGAAUUUCCGUCCCUCUCCAACAACGCCCAGAUGAACACCACCGGUCAAUCAAACAUGUGGUCAUCAACAGCAUCGCGGAACCUGGGGGCUGGUCCAGUGCCGCGCAACCAGCAGUCGACGCCGCUGUCGGCUCAAAGCGGCCAGGAUGAGCUCUUCACGCCAACCUCGGCUCGUCAAGGCGCCUUUCGCUUCGGUGGCCAGAGCAGCGCAGGUCCGGCACCUCAGGCGCAGUCCAAUCCCGUGGACGACUUCCCGCCGUUGAACAGAAACUCGAACGGCGAAAUCGGUGGUGAGCGAAGCGCUAGUCUCAUGCCCUCUUUGGGUUUCGGUGGCAGCCAACCGAGUGGCUCAGCCCCUGCGAUACCUCCUGCCCGAAGUGCAGGUGCCGGCAAUGGUCUUCUCAAUGCGCUCUCCGCGAACAGCAGAACCUCAGAUGGUCGCUCACCUUCCAUCGCUAGCGUGCAAGAUCAAGCAAGAAUACAAGAGGCAUCUGCUGAGAGAGGCGGCUCCUUCUCUGAAGAGACUGGUGGCGACAGCGCAUCUCAGUCGGUAGAGACCAGAAACCCCCCUGGAGCCAUUGGCAACGACGCAGUCGCUGGCAACGGCAAGGCCAAAGAGGAGAAGGAAGGCCAAGCACCCGACGUGCAGGACCCUCUGGCAGGAAUGGCGCCCAUCGACAAGUUCGGCAUGAAGGGUCUACGUGUUCUCAUGAACAACUACCCUAGCUACGGCGCCCUGAUGCAGGGAAUGGACCCCAACGAGUUCGGACUCAACGUCAACUCGCCAGAUCUCAUCUCCACGCAGAUCUACUCUCUCUUCGACGACACGCCUCCGCGUCCUGCGAUUCCCAGUGUCCGGCUUCCUGAGUGUUACAAAGUGACUAAUGUGCAGCCUAUUGACACCAAGAUUCCGUCGUUCAACGAAGAGACCCUGUUCUGGAUCUUCUACAGCUGUACACAGGAUAUCAAGCAGCAAUUAGCUGCGGUCGAGCUGCAUAGCCGAAACUGGCGCUGGCACAAGAAGCUGCACUUCUGGCUGACCAAGGACGAGCUUAUGAUGCCCGCUAGCCUUGGUCCCCACCAUGAACGCGGCUACUACAUCGUCUGGGACACCACCAACUGGCGCAAGGAGCGGAGAGAACUCACUCUCCACUACGGUGACCUGGAGACGAAUCUGGUACAACCGGUUGCAUAG